ACAAAUAUUGGAACACUGGAACAUCGAUUGAUUGAAACCGGAUUGAGGUUAUAAUUCCGUAAAUUCUGUAAAGAAAGUAAAGCUUUAUGAGAUAAAUUAUGUUAUUUAAAUGUUUUAUUGCACAGAAAUAGAAAGAAAAACCUUUUAGUUCAGUUUUGCAAUGUCUGAUGUUGAAGAACCGCCGACUAAGAUGUCGAAAUACGAAGAGUACUUAGAACCGGAGCCAGAAGGUGAGGAUGUGAUGGAGGAAGGUCAGGAAGAGUGGCUCAGUGAAGGAGUGCUCACUGAUGAUGAUUAUGUUCAAACGACUAAACAAGUUGACACCGACCACGCGCUCACAAUAGACCAGGAGACCACACAGAGUAACGAGACGGAAGCCAUGCAGACGUCCACCGCGGACACAGCGGAUGAUACCAGCAAUAUGACGCAGAACAUUGAGGAGCAGCUGAAUAAUAUGGACAGCACGAACAAUGGAGAUGAGCUGCCGGACGAUUUGGAUGCGUUUUUGAUCAGAAAGACAGACGGCCAUGUUGUGGAAGCGAAACUACAAGAUGAGACUGAUAUACCUAAAGCUAAGCCUGAGGAGGAUGAUGGCAACGACACGGAUGAUCUACUGCGCAUGUUAGGAGACGGUGAUCAGAAAGCAAAGAAGAAAACGUUUAAGAUCAUAAAGGCCGAUAAAGAUGAAGACCAGGCCUCCACCGAUGAUGAUGACUUCAUUUACGAGCAAAGCCAAGUGAAAACUCUGAAACUGGCUAAGAACGCUUUGAUCAAGAGGACUGCCACCAAAGCUGUUCCCGAAGAUAUGAGCGACGGAGACGAUGAGACUGAACAGUCAACAGACGAAGGAUCGACCGUACAACGUAUGUUCGAAGUUAAGAAAUCGGGAUCAAAGUCUGACAGUCAGAAGAAAGUCGUCAAACACGUUCGAGCUAAUAAUAAUAAUAGUUUGAAUAGAUCACAAAAAUCAGACACAAAGUCCAAUAAACCGACUUUCAAAAACCACAAGUCUGUGAAACCAACAGUUAUACAUAAGAAGUCGUUGGAAGUCGAAACCCCGGCGCCUUUCAAGCCGCUAGAGAAGGAGAAGUCGAAAGAGAAAGUCUCGAAGUCGGAAGUGAAAAAUGAUGAUUUUGAUGAAAUUAUCGAUGAAGAGGAAUUUUUGGAUGAUGACGAAUAUGAGUUGGAUGAGGAGGAGUUCGCAGAAGGCUCAGAAGGUGAGGACAGUAAGAAGCAGCGCAUCAUGAAGCCGGAGAUGAUGGAUGAAGAGGUUCCCAGCGAUGCUGAGAGCCGCUCUGAAGAUGGCAGUCUUUAUGAUGAGUUACCGUCUUCAGACUCCGAUGAUUUGGACGACUGGUUCACCCUGGACAUACGAGCGGAGAGAGCGAGUGACUACUUACCUUUAUUAGGAACGAAAGCAAAAGAACUUCUACUAGCAGAGAGAAAACGCGUCAGUGCAAGAGUAGCCACAUUACGUCAGAGUCUAUCAGCUUUAACCGACAGCGCCAGGAGGCAGGCCGACCAGCUCAGAGCCGCUGCCAUGGCACUCGCAGAGAUAGACGACACUCUAAAAGCGGCCUGACCUUGACCUUAAAAGAUGACCUUGAAUUUCUCGGAUGACCUUGAGUUUCAAGAUGACCUUGAAGUUUGAUGUUGAUGAAUUAAAUAUGAAAAAAUCCUUUUAAUCGUGUACCGAUUUGACAAUUGUUUAUAACUUGUGUCAUAACCAAAUUAUAUCUCAAUCGGUUCAGUAGUUUUUCGUGAUGAAUUCACAGUUGUGUUAAUGUUUUAAAAUUGGAAAUAGAAUGUUGAAUAGAAUUUGCUAAAUUGAGAAUAGUUUUUUUGGGUCUUAAAACCAAUUUUGUCUAUAUUCUUCACAAAUUGCGUGUAAAAGAGCACAUCCGUUUUAAUCUUUAUUGUCAUAAACUAAACCUAUUUGUUUCCAAUUUCAUCUCCCGAGCCUUUUCCCUACUAUGUUGGGGUCGGCUUCCAGUCUAACUGGAUCUAGCCGAGUACCAUUUACAAGGAGCGACUGCCCUAUCUGACCUCCUCAACCCAGUUACCCGGGCAACCCGAUACCCCUUGGUUAGACUGGAUAUUAAGAUAUUUGUUUCCAAUAUACUGUUACAGCCUUUUUAUCGUCCCACUGCUGGGCUGCGGCCUCCUCUCACACGGAGAAGGAUUGAGCAUUAAUCACCACGCUUGCUCAAUGCGGGUUGCUGAUAUCAGACUAUGUAGUCCAGGUCUCCUCAAGAUGUUUUCCUUCACCUUUUUAUCAGGCAUUAGAUUCCAAGAUAUACUUAGAAAGUACAUACAAACUUAGAAAAGUUGCAUUGGUACUUGCCUGAACUGGAAUCAAACCCACACCCUAGGUUCUUUACUAGGCCACCACGACUUUUAUUGUUUCAAAUUAAAGGUGUAAAAACUAUUUUAGAAUAUCGAGACAUAAUAUUAAGCUUAUACAAUCCACGGUACCUCGAUAGAGUUUUUUAGGACAAAUUCAAGUAAAGUUUUUAAACGUAAGGACUUAAUUUUAGUACCUAUAGUGUAAGUUAGUGUUAAGAUUUGUAAAUAAAACUAUUUGUUUAAUAAAAUAUACAUUUUAAUUG
This is a messenger RNA of Helicoverpa armigera (cotton bollworm), 2609 nucleotides long. Its product is annotated as otolith matrix protein OMM-64. The coding region runs from base 161 to 1582 and encodes 473 amino acids. NCBI's taxonomy places the organism in Eukaryota, Metazoa, Arthropoda, Insecta, Lepidoptera, Noctuidae. The record is from RefSeq and is a predicted model, not a curated record. The transcript has 11 exons.